Molecule: messenger RNA, 772 nt
Organism: Durusdinium trenchii
Lineage: Eukaryota; Dinophyceae; Suessiales; Symbiodiniaceae
Source: the annotation of a GenBank genome assembly
CUGGUUCAAGGCCUUUCUGCUGCACGGGGUUUGUCAGUUGAGCCGUUAAGCUGUUAAAUUGGAGACUUUAGCAGCGCAUUGGUCCGACUACAACCCCGUGUGGCUGUUCUGUGUGCUUCAUACGUUUCGCUAUGGUCAUACCAAUACCAGCCAUGGGGGUAAUGGGUGGGCCACCAACGCCGUAUGCAUUGGCAAGGCGGCCAUGGGUGCAAUGCGUGCUGAUCUUGCAGAGCCUUUGCUGCUUAGCUCGAAUGGUGGUUUUCCUAGACAUCAUGGGUGGAUUCCUCAUGGCCAUCAUGAUAGCCGUGGGCAUAUGUGCAAUACGUGAGGACUUCAAUGUCCAGCUUCUUUGCUAUUGGGGCUUCAUGUGCUUGAUCAAUGGUUCGUUUGACCUCGUGAAGCUGAUUGAUGUACUAGUAAAGUCACACCUGCCGCUUUUCUCCACAAAAAUGCCGCAAGAGUAUAACAUAUACAAUGGCAUCGCCUUGUCUAUUCCUGUAACAACAUUGCUCGGAGUUCCGCUGGCAUGGUGGAUCUACCGAGACUGGUCUAAUGGUGGAGACGCUGAUUUGCCUGGUCCUGCAGGUGGCCGCUAUCAAGGCCAAGGUGAGGGACCUACGGAGCGUUCGAGCCUCUUAGGAGCUCCCCAAGCAGGCCCUGCACAAUUCACAGCUUUUGAAGGUCAGGGUCGACGGCUAGGAUCAGGCUGAGUAGAGCUUAGAAGUUUGUUCUUUCCCACUCCCAAAGGAGUGCUGAAGCGUCCUGAGGUCUC